UUGACAUAAGUUUGUUUACCACAAAAUUUGAAGAAAUCUUUAGUCGUAAAUUGUCCAAAUUAAAUGCAUUUAGUUAACAACUACUAAAUAAAGUUUACCAUUUACUUCAACUUAAAAUAAUAAUAGUAAAAAACCAAAUAUGGAUGAAUUUCUCGCUACUACGUCUAAUAAACUGAAAACCAACAACUAUGCAGAUCUGACAAUCGUAUUAGGUAACGAAAGUUGUGAUCUAGAUUCCGCAGUUAGUGCUUUAGUUUAUGCUAUGUUUUUAAACUGGCAAUACGAAAGAAUCAAAUGUAAAGUGUGCACAAGGGAGAAGAGAGUUGAUCAUAAAGAUAGUAUAUUUGUACCAGUACUUGAUGUUAAGAGAGAAGAUUAUACUUUAAAGACGGAAGUAGCUUAUUGUUUGAAGGAAAAUAAUAUUAAUGAAGAUCAUUUAGUGUUCAGGGAUGAUAUAGAUAUAAAAAAUCUCCUAACAAAUAAAACAAAUAUAAUAUUAGUGGACCAUCAUUUAGUUGCAAAGAAAUAUGAUUUUCUCGUACCGUAUGUCAGUGAAAUUAUCGAUCAUAGACCAAGAGACAAACAAUGGUAUUAUAAAGAUGAUACACGAUGUACGAUUGAAAAUGUUGGCUCUUGUACUACAUUGGUAUGUCAGAGAAUAAAAGAUUUAAGUUCAUUGAUGAAUAAAGAUAUAGAAUUUUUUACGACAUAUCCUGAAUGUUGUAGAUUACUAUAUUGUACUAUAUUACUGGAUACGGUAAACUUUUCAAAAGAUGUGAAUAAAGGAACAGCACACGAUAAAGAAAUGGUAUUAUUUUUGGAGACAAUUUUAAAACCUGAUGAUAGAGAGAAUUUCAGGAAAUCUACAGUAGACAAGUUGGUAUACGCAAGAAGUGACGUCACGAAAUUGACAGCAGAGCAACUUUUAAAAAAAGACGUGAAAAUUGUCGGUGACGUAUUAGUACCCAGCUUUCCUAUACCAGUUAAGGAAUUUUUGAAUAAACCUGGUGCUCUGCUGGCAGUCAGUGAAGCCCUAAAUAUUCGGGGCUGCGCCAUCGCAUUGCUACUUGGUAUGAGGUUGACUCCAAGUCUUUUAAGAGACGUGGCUGUGUACUCUACUAAUUGUACAGAGAAAGCUACAAAGCUGGCAAAUAAUUUGCAAGAAUGCAAUAAUCCAACAUUUGGUUUAAUCCCGGAAGUAUUUGAUGAUGUGAGCAACUGUUUUUAUUAUAAUCAAACUAAUUUGAGUUUGACGAGAAAGCAAUAUAUGCCUGUUUUGACGAAUUUCUUACAAAAUUGUAAAGAAUAAAAAUAUAAAUAUAU
Molecule: messenger RNA, 1323 nt
Organism: Papilio xuthus (Asian swallowtail)
Lineage: Eukaryota; Metazoa; Arthropoda; Insecta; Lepidoptera; Papilionidae
Gene: pn
Product: exopolyphosphatase prune
Exons: 7
Coding region: 140-1309 (389 amino acids)
Cellular component (GO): cytoplasm
Molecular function (GO): exopolyphosphatase activity
Source: RefSeq, a predicted model, not a curated record